AUGUCGGUGCCGUUGCCGCUCUGGGGCGACGCGUCUGCCUCGCACUCCGUGCAGGGCCGCGGUGAGGUGCAGAGCAUCGCCAGCGUCUCGUCGGAGUGGCGCACCUCCCUUGACUUUGCACAGCAGCUGGACAUCAAGGCAGAGAAGGAGCUGCAUGCGCUGUGGUCGGCGCUGUGGGCCGCAACUCACAGCGAGGCCGCGCUGCAGACCGCCUUGGAGAGUAGGCGAGCGUCGUGGAACCCGUAUCGCCCCGUCCGUGGCGGGCCAGAGGUGAAGGCGGAGAUUCUGCACAGCGAGGUGGUAGAGUUUCAGGCUAUGGUGCCGACCGAUAGCUUGUACCUCCGCGGCGUCGCUGCGCAGCUACCCGCCUCGUCGUCUGCAGGCUCCGUUUCGCCGCGGAACUCGAUUUCCCGAAUCAGCAACUCAUGGGUGUCGCCAGUCUCUCCACACGGCACUGGAGGGCAACGAAAUGCAGCGAAGAGCAAGGCAGACGCGGAGGAGGAAGUGCUGGUGAUGGACGGGCCUUCUGCUGUGGCCUUCCGGUCACCGUCUACUCCGGUCACCUCGCUCACUCGCGGAUCUCCCUGGUGGGCGGUGCGCCGUGCAGAGAGCGAGGCGGCGCUCUUUCACUACAUGUGGGAAGCUGUCGUCGUUCCGUACUACGCAUCCAUGCCUGCUGCCUUCUUUUCGGCUGCCUUGCCCGGCGACGGUGCAGCGACGCAGUCCAGCGGCUCCUUGAUGCCUUUCGCCCCUCGCCGCGAGGAGCGGGAAGACCGGGAGGCGAGCGGCGUGGUCACCGCCUUCGGUGCGACCCGAGAAAAGGUGCGAAAGUGGAGCUUUGAGGCAUGCCGACGCUCGUCCUCUCCGUCUUCAGCCAACAUGUCGCCGGCGCAGAAGCGCGACCCUUCCAGUGUCGGUGGGGCGCGGUUUUCAACGUUGGCGACAGUGCGUCCACCGCGCCUGGGCAGCGGUGGAGUUUCUCACGUCGUGGCAUCGCGAGACCUCGACAUCGUCUCGGAAGACUCCCUGGAGGUCGAGGUUCUGGAGGAAAACAAGGGCAGCAGCCCUGUAUCGCCCACGCACGCCGCAUCGCCCCUGGGGAAGGGAAGCGAUCGCAGCGCUGCGACUCCCGACCCGGCUGCCGCCCCUGCCGAGCGCAGCGGCCAACGCAAACAGCGUCCCUCAUCAGCCUGCGUGCACGUCCUCACCACUGCACCGCUGGACGUCGUGGCGACCGAUAAGCUGCCACAAGGAUCGACCCAUGCCUCGACUUCAACGACGCAGCAGCGCGCCGCGUCCGCUUUCUCGGAGUGUGUGCAGGUCGCUGGCACCUUGUCUGCGCCUCGCAGUGGCGCUGCUGCCUCUGCCUGGAUGAGAGGCGGGCUGUCUGGAAAGGCGUCCAGCCGGAGGGAGGUCCCGCUCUUCCACACCACCGCCAAAGCUGCAGGGAAGCCGUCGAAGACCUCCUCGUCGUCACCGCCGCGCGUGGCGGCGCAACCACCGCCUUCCCGAGUACAACCGCAAGCCGCUGAGGGGGAGCGUGCAGCCUCGCCUGUGUCGGUGGUGGCGGCCGCGAAGGACCACAAGUCGCCGCAGCGAGUCCACCCAGCCUCGGGGGCGAGCAGGGCGCGAGGUGGCCGCGCGACCGCAAGCGCCGUGCGAGGAAAGGCGUCCCCAGCGGCGCGUAGCGCGUCACGCACUGCUUCUUUGGCGCCUAUAUCGCAUGCGGAUCGUACCACGGUGUCGCCGACCACCAGCACGAACGCGUCUGCUCAGCAUGCUUUGCAGCUGCUCGAUCUGCACAGUCGGCACACGGUUCGCUCGCCGAUGCUGCAGCGCCAUCUAUCGCCAAUUCCGAAAGCAGCAAGGGAGACUGAGGGGGGCAAGUCGGCAAAGGCAGAGCUGACGCCACCUGAGGUGCCGGCGUCCCACUCCCAGCGGUGUGGCUUUGUGUCCCCCAUGCAGCUGCCUUGUCGCAGCAACCGGCGACGGCACGCUGAACAGCUGAAGAGGCUCGUGGAGCCUGGGAUCGACGCUCAGGUCGGUUUCGACUUGCCCGAAACGAUCUUAGCGAACUCGCAGCCGGGGCCCCCGCGCGAGGUGGCCGCGCAUUCUGCGUCCACAGAGCGGCAUCGUCCGACGGCGCCGAAUUCGCGAAGCGUGGCAAACACCACCGCCUCCCCUGCCGUGCGCAACUCAUCGAUUGGCGCUCGACAAACAGCCAAGGCACCGCAGCGGUCGUCUUCGAAGGCGAAGGCCACUUCAGCGGCGCCGAAGCGGCCCACCACCGCCCACCGCUAA
This is a messenger RNA of Leishmania major strain Friedlin, 2301 nucleotides long. RefSeq lists its product as hypothetical. Bases 1 to 2301 code for a protein of 766 amino acids. The transcript has a single exon. Lineage: Eukaryota; Euglenozoa; Kinetoplastea; Trypanosomatida; Trypanosomatidae. The record is from RefSeq and is a predicted model, not a curated record.